Molecule: messenger RNA, 948 nt
Organism: Ramularia collo-cygni
Lineage: Eukaryota; Fungi; Ascomycota; Dothideomycetes; Mycosphaerellales; Mycosphaerellaceae
Exons: 3
Coding region: 1-948 (315 amino acids)
Source: RefSeq, a predicted model, not a curated record
AUGGCCCAACCAGUACCACCCUCGAAUACCAGCGCCCUACCGCCACCGCGCGAGUUGCUGCCAGCGACAACAAACCCACACCUCCUCGCGAUGGGAAGUUUAUCGCUCUACAACUCCAUUCUGCUCCUCACGUCUGCCGCACUCUUACAACACUUUAUCGUCUUCGGGCUUGGCGCACUCCUGCGAGGAUUUUCACGAAACCGCUUGUUGGACUUGYAUUACAUUACCUUUUUGUUCGCCCUCAGUCUCGCGGUCGGACCAGCAGUCUUUCUGUUGGAUCUGAAACUUGAUCAAAUCAAGGUGCUGUUCUUCAUACAGCAUUUUGCCAUCGAAGCAAUGAUCUGCACGCGUGUCCUAUUACCGACGCAAUUGGUGAAAACUCGAAGCGGCCCGAUCCUCUUCGCAUUGUGGACGGCACUGUUCUGCAUCACGGCUGUGGUCGUGUUGGAUCAAUUCCAUCACAAGUCUGCGAUGAUAGUGGUGUUCUUAUCACCCAUCAGCGACGCGUCAACGGCAGUGUCGGGGCUUGWCCUGGUCUUGAGAUGGAUGCGAUCAACGAACAAAUCUGCUUUUGGGCGGGAGAGAAUCAGGGUGGAGGGACUCGCGGGCAUUGGAUUCAUGGUGCAUGGUAUAGUGACUGUGUGUAUAGCACCCAUCUUCACCUGCGUCAUUUAUGCCAAGCUGCAUCCGGAUUGGUACGCUUACGCGUGGGCGAUGGUGUGGUCGUCAGCGUACUUUACAAUAGGUUUCUGCAUUCCCGCCGUGGGAUUUUGGUUCUCGAACUUGAACUGGUGCUGCGGACGGCGGCGGAGAGUUUUACCUGGAGAAGCAGGAUGGCAGGACGCUUGGGCGGUAGAGGAUGGAGGAAGAUCUGCCAGACGAAGCGCAAGUCAUUCGCCGGCGAUGGCCUGCGAUGAGGCCCUGGAGUUCAAGGAGCCCUUCCACUGA